Suillus subaureus is the source of this 1314-nucleotide messenger RNA. RefSeq lists its product as uncharacterized. The transcript is spliced from 8 exons. NCBI's taxonomy places the organism in Eukaryota, Fungi, Basidiomycota, Agaricomycetes, Boletales, Suillaceae. The record is from RefSeq and is a predicted model, not a curated record. Bases 1 to 1314 code for a protein of 437 amino acids.
AUGGACAAACUCAACUACAGUGGCAAGCAACCCUCUUAUGGCAAUCAAAACCAGCCAUUGUAUGGUCACAUGCAGGACCAGGCUCCUGCACAGGAGCAAUCAUUAUACGGAGAUAGGGAGGAGCAGGGGCAAUCAUUAUAUGGAGAUGCUCAAGACCAUGGGCAGGCAUGGUAUGGAGGUGCGCAGGGCCCAUCAACUUAUGGAGACGCACAGGGCCCAUCAGCUUAUGGAGACACACAGGGUCCUUCAUCUUUUGGAGAUGCACAGGGCCCAUCAUUUUAUGAGCAAGACCUAUCAUUGAAUGCUGACAGACAGGAAUAUGACUCUUACAAUCACUUCCGGGACACACUUGACUCUGGUCCAACUGAUUUCCCACCUGAUGCUGGUCCUUCUGUCUAUCCAGGAGUUGCUGCACCUGUUCCUCAAUGGAUUGAGGAUGCUCCUGAUGAAGGCAUCAGCAUUAUAGAUCAAGGAAAUGGCCUGAGUCCCCCAGCCUUGGACCUGGCACUGAUCCAACAGGGGCAAAUCCCUCCCUUGGAGGUUACAAUGGGGCCUGCACAGACGACGACAACAUGCACAGUCUGGCAUGCAAAUAUGCCUCCAACACCUGCUGUUGCUGAACAACACGAGACACCAAGUGAUGCCACAGAUGAAAUGUUGUUGUCAGCCGUGGUAUCUCAAAAUGUCAUUCAUUUAACAUUGGAGGUGAUUUCCCAAACAAUGAAAAGCGCUAAAGUGUUGGUCACACAGGUCGUUUUCUCGAAAAAUGCAAUGGUGUGCUUGAAGAAGAAAAAGUGGCAUAUCAUUGACAAGGUUAUUCGAGAGUCAGUCCCACAAUUCUUCAGGCCAAAUGCUGUUUUCCAGGAAUUCAUAACCAGUGCACACCAUCAGGUGGUCAGCAAUGCACUAUCCGCGAGAUGCAGGAAGAUGAUCAAAUUCACACAUGAAGGUUGUUGUGCUGCGAGGGUCAACAUAUUUAUAUGUGGAGAUGAUCCACUUGUGUUCAUGCACAACAUCUUUUUUGAUGAGAAUGGUAACAUGAUUAUUCACAUGAAAUUCCAGAGCUGUUUCGUCAUGGCAAAUUCCCCCCUCAAGGCCAUCAAAUAUGUUCUAUGCAUAGCUGGUGCAGCUACCCACUGUGCAUUGCAUGAACAGGGAAAGCACUUGUUGGAAGUUGACCCCUUUGGUGGUCAAAUCCACCAAAGCAAGUUCAACGAGAUUCUCAAUGCGAUUGAUCGUCUCACUCCUGCUGAGAAGGCUGAGCUUAAACAGUAUUUGCAGUAUGUGUUAGUGAUUGGGCCAUCGCAGGCAUGA